UCGCUGCGACAAUGAAUUCCGUAAUCUGUGUUACGGGUGUGAUUUUAAUCGGUUUAAUUUCCUAUUCUACGUCAUUACCGGAUGUUAUAAAAAUUGGUGGUUUAUUUCAUCCUUCCGAUGACAAUCAGGAACUGGCAUUUCGCCAAGCUGUGGAUCGCAUCAAUGCAGACCGUUUGAUUUUGCCCCGGUCCAAGUUAGUGGCACAAAUCGAACGUAUAUCACCGUUUGACAGCUUCCAUGCCGGCAAAAGAGGUAAGUAG
This is a messenger RNA of Musca vetustissima, 260 nucleotides long. RefSeq names its product glutamate receptor ionotropic, kainate 1-like. The record is from RefSeq and is a predicted model, not a curated record. NCBI's taxonomy places the organism in Eukaryota, Metazoa, Arthropoda, Insecta, Diptera, Muscidae. The transcript has 2 exons. The coding region runs from base 12 to 260 and encodes 82 amino acids.